AUGGCUGAGAAUGUACCGCCAACUGGCACGGCAGCGAAGCCUGCAGCCAGUGGCGACAGACCUGGCCUCCCGUAUUACGAGAAGUUGAGACGUGAUUUACGCGACACCUUGCAGAAGAAACGCCUUCUAGAUCGCAACAUGGCUGCUGUGGAAGACCAGAUCUACCGUCAAGAGACCGCCUAUCUCGAAGAGACUUCGAUCGCAGGCAACAUUGUCAAGGGAUUUGACAACUACAUCAAAGCGUCUGCUGUAGCGGGGGCAGCGACAUCUGCAGGAGGCACAAUAUCCGGGAGCGCGGCUGGAGGCGGGUUAGGGGCUGGUCGAAGAAAGGCCGUGGUGAUUGACUCAGAUCGGGUCUUCUCUCGCAGUUCAGUAUCCUACAUGCGCGAUUCAGACUCUCACAGUAGCUCUACAAGCACACCGAACCACGCAGGUACUCCGACGGGGAGUUUUACGAAUGAGAAAGGCGGCGACAAAAAGAAGAAAAAGAGUACUGCCACAAACGAUGAUGAUACCGAUGGUCGGGCAACCAAGCGACAGAAGAUUGGAUUUGGAGGCUCGAGGAAGGCUCAGGACGACUGA
Molecule: messenger RNA, 582 nt
Organism: Exophiala oligosperma
Lineage: Eukaryota; Fungi; Ascomycota; Eurotiomycetes; Chaetothyriales; Herpotrichiellaceae
Exons: 2
Coding region: 1-582 (193 amino acids)
Cellular component (GO): NuA4 histone acetyltransferase complex
Source: RefSeq, a predicted model, not a curated record